AAGUCUCUAUUGGAUCAAUUCCUGAGGUUUUGAUUUAUAAUUCUGUGGUGGGUGAUAAACUCAUCCCUUCCCCAAGCUUCCCAAGUACCAUUCCUUCCCUUGGAAGAGCAAGAACUAGGCAACUCCCUGCUAUAUGCCAAACAGGCCCACUUCCUGUUUGUGGGUGGGACGGAAGUGAGUGACAAAAGAAUAGACGGGGAUGUCUCCCAUUUCCACAAAGCAGAAUCCUUAACACAUUCUACUUUUUUACUAUGGUUCUUUUAAAGAUAGCUGGUGUAACCAAACUCAGGUUUAGCUUCUUAAUGCAACAAAAGCCAAACUUGUGAGAAAGGUGCUGGUGAAAAAGAAAGCACUAUAUUUAUUUAAAUAUUGGCUCCUUGAGAAGAUGGGGACUUUUUUUUAAAUUUCUUUAUUGAUUAAGUUAUUACAUAUGUGUCCAUUACCGAAAAUUGAUAGGAUUAAAAUCAACUGGUAUAGGACAGUUCCGGGGACGCGGGAGUGAGGCCUUCCUCUGCCGACAUGCACCAACAGAACUUCCGAACCCCGACUCCUCCUUACCCUGGCCUGGGGGUAGGAGAUUGGAGCAGCAGGAGCAGCUACCGGGGUACCCGGGGCGGAGGCGGGCUGCGGCCUCCCUCCCCUCGGGACGGGUACGGGAGACUGCAUCACACAUUGUCGCUGUCGUUCGGGCCCCAGUGUAGGCCCUAUGGGAACAGCCACUCUCGGCGACAUGGUGGCAGCUUCCCCGGGGGCUGGUUCGGGUCUCUGUCCCCUGGCGGCUACCCUGGCUCCUACUCCAGGUCCCCCGCGGGGUCCCAGCAGCAAUUCGGCUACUCCCCAGGGCAGCAGGCCCACCCCCAGGGUUCCCCAAGGACAUCUACACCUUUUGGAUCAGGGUGUGGUAGAGAAAAAAGAAUGUCUAAUGAGUUGGAAAGUUAUUUCAAACCUUCAAUGCUUGAAGACCCUUGGGCUGGCCUAGAACCAGUGUCUGUAGUGGAUAUAAGCCAACAAUACAGCAAUACUCAAACAUUCACAGGCAAAAAAGGAAGAUACUUUUGUUAACAUUUCUGAAAUUCAACUGGAAGCUUCAUGUGUCAGGAACA
Myotis myotis is the source of this 1103-nucleotide messenger RNA. RefSeq names its product M-phase-specific PLK1-interacting protein-like. Bases 520 to 1062 code for a protein of 180 amino acids. The transcript has a single exon. Lineage: Eukaryota; Metazoa; Chordata; Mammalia; Chiroptera; Vespertilionidae. Gene Ontology annotation, cellular component: centrosome; midbody; nucleus. The record is from RefSeq and is a predicted model, not a curated record.